Messenger RNA from Gongylonema pulchrum, 393 nucleotides. NCBI's taxonomy places the organism in Eukaryota, Metazoa, Nematoda, Chromadorea, Rhabditida, Gongylonematidae. The record is from the annotation of a GenBank genome assembly.
AUGAGUAGCAGCUGGCUUCAGGCGCUCACUGAAAUUCCAAAAGAUCCGACAAUCCAAAAACUGAUUCGAACAUGUUAUAAAUUAUCGCUUGUUCAAAAUAUACAAUACUUCUUCGAAAACGUUGAAAGGAUAGCUGCCAGCGAUUACGUUCCAACAGAAAUGGAUAUCUUAAGUUCUUAUGCCCCAACGAUUGGUAUCGAUCAAGUUCGCUAUAGCACUUCAUUCGCUUCAAUUAGCAUUCUGGACAUUGGUGGGAGCGAACAUUCUCGACGCAAGUGGAAGAAAUUUUACGACGCUAUCAACGUUCUUAUUUAUAUUGUUGAUUUAACAGCAUUUUGCAAAUUGCGAAAGGAACGCCUAUCGGUAAGCAUGGGUUUGUGUAAAAAGGACUAA